UGGCCUAUCGCUCGUGUUAACAAAGUGUUCCCUAGUUCAGAUGAGAAAGUUCGUAAAGUAGAAGUAUUGGUCUACAAAGAUGACAAACUAGUGAGCUAUGUUCGACCAAUUGUUGAGAUGGUAUUACUUGUUAAUGCCGAGUGAUUAAGUUCAACUUGUAUUAACACUGCCAUUUAUGUGACUUUUCAAAUAGAUAUGGAUUUUAUGUGUUGUAUUUUGAUUAAGGUUCAUAUUUGACAUCCUAAAAGUAUUUUCCUAUACUGAAUCAAUGUAAAUAAGAUUUCAGUUUGUUUUUUAAUUGCAAAUGCGUACAGUGGUUUACAUACUUUAUACUAAAUCCAGAUUGUUAGGAAUCACCUUGUACUUAUAAGACUAAGUACACCUUAGGUCAGGUUUUAUGUACUUGUAUAUGAGGUUGAUUAUCAUUUUUUAGCAUUUAGUAACUUGUCAGUUUUAUGUCAAACUCUAUGUAACUGUAUGUUUAUGCUCAUUAUACAGUAUUACACUUUAAGUCUCUAGUCGAUGUGUGUGUGUUACAAAAAAGUUGUGUUUGUUUGAUUUAAGUUGUACCCUCAUAUAUUAUUAAUGGGUGAUAUUAGUUAAAUAUCAGACGGGGAGUGUUCUGAACCCCUCUCGAUAUUCACAGUUUAUAGAAGAAAACUAAUAGUGCUGUGUAACCUUUGAAAAUGGUAUGAAUUUAUUCACUCAACUUGUACUUACUUUAAUGGGAGAAAUUUUCCCGCAAUCUCAAUUUUAGUCAAUUCAUGCCCCCUCACAGUUUUGUGGCAUCUAGAUUUUUGUGUGGUUCAUACAGUCUGAGGAUCGCAGUGCACAGUUACCUUGUCGUGGGAUUCUGGGAUGUUCAUUUGGUUGCAGUAACCUUAAGAAUUGACACGCGACGGUACAGUAUGGAACAUGCUACCCAGAAUCUUGGUGAGGAGGUGGCACGGGCAUACGAGAGAAUACGCACCAGAAUCUGGAAGACUCCGCUUAUGUUUUCAUCAUACUUGAGCGUUGAGGACUCAACACAGGUCUACCUGAAACUUGACAGCGAACAAAUAACCGGGUCGUUUAAAGUUCGCGGGGCAUUUAACAAGAUAUUGACACUUAAGAAAACCAGUCCGGAAGUGCUGACCCGGGGCUUCACAACGGCCUCGACCGGAAACCACGGUCUCGCCUGUCUGUAUGCCUGUGGGUCGUGCGGAUGCGCGCUGGAGAUAUUCUGUCGGGAAGGCGUGUGUCCCUCGAAGUUAGCAGCACUGCAGUCCUUGGGAGCCACCGUCACCCUGUACGGUCAAGACUGUGUUGACGCCGAGAUAAGGGCCAGACAUACGGCGGAGAGCACCGGGAGAACGUACAUAUCUCCUUACAACGAUGUCGACGUGAUGGCGGGCAACGGAACGGUUGGUUACGAGAUAUACGAAGACCUUCCGGAGGUUGACUAUGUGCUGGUGGCGGUCGGCGGUGGCGGCUUCAUCGGGGGAGCGGCGGCAUACCUUAAACACCGGAAUCCAAACAUACAGGUGAUAGGGUGUCAGCCCCGGAACUCCAAAGUCAUGUAUGAAAGCGUUAAGGCGGGCCAUAUCGUCCACGAGCCGUCACUGGACACGCUAUCGGACGGCACCAGCGGCGAUGUCGAGGAUAAAGCUGUGACAUUCCCGGUGUGCGCGCGCUACGUGGACGACUGGAUUCUGGUUGGAGAGCAAGAGAUCUCGGACGCCGUCUACCACAUUCUCAACACACAUCACAAGAUUAUCGAAGGCAGUGCCGGUGUUACUGUUGCUGCGUAUCUUGCAAAUAAAGACCGGUUCAAGGGAUCUAAAGUUGUGCUGGUGUUGUGUGGAGCGAAUAUUGCCACGGACACUCUUAGAAACAUUUUGGACCAGCACAAAACGUAGUGACAUUAUACAAAUUGCCUGGUGAUUCCAGUCGACAACACUUACAAACUGUUUGGUUGUGUUGGGAACUUGCAAUUGUGUUUAAAGAAAGACACGAGGAUCAUCUAAUAAUUUCUUUAGACAUUUCUUGCUUAUGUCUGAUAUGAUAAUCAUGAUAAAAACACACAAACAUG
This is a messenger RNA of Mya arenaria, 2071 nucleotides long. Its product is annotated as putative threonine dehydratase. The record is from RefSeq and is a predicted model, not a curated record. Bases 765 to 1898 code for a protein of 377 amino acids. Gene Ontology annotation, molecular function: threonine deaminase activity; L-serine ammonia-lyase activity. NCBI's taxonomy places the organism in Eukaryota, Metazoa, Mollusca, Bivalvia, Myida, Myidae. Gene Ontology annotation, biological process: L-serine catabolic process; L-threonine catabolic process. The transcript has 10 exons.